Messenger RNA from Erythranthe guttata (spotted monkey flower), 2820 nucleotides. NCBI's taxonomy places the organism in Eukaryota, Viridiplantae, Streptophyta, Magnoliopsida, Lamiales, Phrymaceae. The record is from RefSeq and is a predicted model, not a curated record.
AGUUCACGCGGUCCGGCUGAGCUGGACUUUCCUUCUUUACCGAAAACAAUUUCCACUAUUUGUUCACCCCCACGGCCCACUCCUCAGAGGCAUUUACUCAAACACAUUCCGGCGACAGAAAAAAAAAAAAAAGAAAGAAAAAUAUUUGAUAAUUUAGUGUGUUAUUGCGUGGGUUUCUUCACAAGUUGGUAACUAAGAAGGAUGUCGAGGUUUUGGAAACCCGGAACAGAGAAGCCUCGCAUUGUGGAAGAUGAAGAAGGAGGUAUUCUGUUCUACUCGGCCUCUCCAUCUUCUUCUGGGCAAGGGUAUGAAAGUCUGAGGCAGAGGCUCCCGGCGUACAAGUAUAGAACCGACAUUCUUUAUUUAGUGGAGACGCACGCCACAACCAUCGUCGUCGGAGAAACGGGCAGUGGGAAAACUACUCAGAUUCCUCAGUACUUGAAAGAAGCUGGAUGGGCGGAGGGUGGACGGAUGAUAGCAUGCACCCAACCAAGACGGUUGGCUGUGCAGAGUGUUGCUUCAAGAGUUGCUGAAGAGAUGGGUGUCAAACUAGGGGAAGAAGUUGGCUACACAAUUCGAUUUGAAGAUAUUACCAAUCCUGAACUGACUAGGAUAAAAUUUCUCACUGACGGAGUGUUGCUAAGAGAAAUGAUGGAUGAUCCUUUGUUAAGCAAGUACAGUGUAAUCAUGGUUGAUGAAGCUCAUGAACGUUCUCUUGCAACAGACAUUUUGUUAGGUCUUCUUAAAAAGAUUCAGCGGCGUCGGCCUGAGCUCCGUCUUAUAAUCUCAUCCGCUACAAUUGAGGCAAAAUCAAUGGCUUCUUUUUUCAGUGCCAGUCGAAGGAUUCAUGGACGAGAGGAUGAAGAACAUGGACCAAGGAAAGUGCCUGCCAUUCUGUCCGUCGAAGGUAGGGGAUUCACUGUGCAAAUGUUUUACUCCGAGGAGCCUGUUUCAGAUUAUAUCCGAGCGGCAGUUUCAACUGUAAUUUCUAUUCACGAUGAGGAACGAAUGGGAGAUGUUCUUGUUUUUCUUACUGGCCAAGAUGAUAUUGAUGCUGCAAUUCAGUUGCUUACAGAAGAUUCACAUAAGAGAAAGCAAGAAUUGAUUGUCUUGCCUCUAUAUUCUGGACUGCCUCGUGCAGAUCAGGAUCUUGUGUUUUCUCCUACUCCUCGUGGGAAGAGAAAGGUGAUAUUCUCAACAAAUAUUGCAGAGACAUCCUUGACAUUGGAGGGUGUUGUCUACGUUGUUGAUUGUGGUUUCUCGAAGCAAUGCUUCUACAAUCCAAUGACUGAUAUCGAAAAUUUGGUCGUGGCACCAAUAUCUAAGGCUUCUGCGCGGCAAAGAGCUGGUAGGGCUGGAAGAGUUCGGCCAGGAAAGUGUUACAGGCUCUACACAGAAGAAUAUUUUAUAAAUGAGAUGUCUGCUGAUGGUAUUCCGGAGAUGCAGAGGUCAAAUCUAGUUUCCUGUGUAAUUCAGUUAAAAGCCUUGGGGAUAGACAAUAUUUUGGGGUUCGAUUGGCCAGCAUCACCCUCCCCUGAAGCACUCAUCAGAGCACUUGAAGUAUUGUAUUCUCUUGGAGUUCUUGAUGACGAUGCAAAACUUACAUCUCCUGCUGGAUUCCAGGUUGCAGAGAUUCCGGUGGAUCCGAUGGUUUCCAAAAUGAUUUUAGCUUCAAAUGAUUAUGGUUGUUCUGAAGAAGUCAUCACUAUCGCUGCUGUUCUGUCAGUACAGUCUAUCUGGUUUUCUGCUAGGGGGGUGCAAAAGCAGUUGGAUGAAGCCAAGUUGAGAUUUGCUGCUGCUGAGGGUGAUCAUGUUACCUUCUUAAACGUGUACAGAGGAUUUAUCGAGUCUCGUAAAUCUUCAAACUGGUGUCACAAGAACCAUAUAAAUUACCAUGCCAUGAAAAAAGUUGAUGAAAUCCGACAACAGCUGAGAAGAGUUGCACAACGGUUAGGUAUCACUCUAAAAUCUUGCGAAGGUGAUAUGGAGGUAGUGAGGAAGGCAGUUACUGCUGGAUUUUUUGCUAAUGCUUGUCGUUUAGAAGCAUUCAGUCAUAACGGGCUAUACAAGACUAUAAGAAGUUCACAGGAAGUUUACAUUCAUCCUUCUUCUGUACUAUUCAGGGUUAAUCCAAAGUGGGUAAUCUUCCAUUCAAUUGUGUCAACAGAUCGUCGAUACAUGAGAAAUGUGAUAUCGAUCGAUCCCUCUUGGCUAACAGAGGCGGCCCCACAUUUUUACCAGAACCAACUCUUCAAUCCUAGACCUCACUGAUCGAUUCCUAGUGCUUAUACUAAAGUUAAUUUAUUAUGUCCAAAUUCGACUCGAACUGAUACCUGCAUAUAUAUUCCAACUCACUGAGGCAGAGUCUAUUUGGAGUUCAUUUGAAAUUGUUAUGCCAGAUGUGUCCCUCUUCUGUCACUAACUUUGCCAUGCAAGAUGGUUUUUGCCGUGUCGGGAAAUGAGAUAUGGUGCUUUAAAGAGAUCAACUCGACACACACCAUAGGGAUACAUAGGAUUUUGGACACGACUUUGCGUGAGAAAAUAACGUAAAAGUGGUGAGGAAGCCGUUGUAUUGCUAUAUUUUAAUCAUGCUGUUAUUCUGCUGCAUUGCAUCCAUCAUCCUUAAUUUUUUUAUGUUGGUAGUAUUAUAUGCAUGUGCGCAUUGAAAAAUUGUGCAGCCUUGAAUUCUUGGGGAGCAGCCAGUCAUUGCACGAGUUUGACUCGGUGAGUUUCAAAUCAGGGUGAUGUAGAUUAUUUAAUUCUCAACUAGUUAUGUUUUUAUUUUACUUAAAACAGUAUUUACUUGACUGACUUUGUCCA